AAUCGACUCGCUCGGCAAUGGUUUUUCACGAGAAUCAAGAUGGCGACUCUUCCAUUAGCGCCAACUUAUUUAUUCUUUUAGAUGCCUAUAUUAUAAUCAAAUAGCCUGUUCUGUCCCCGAUUCCGCAGGGUUUCAAUCAUCAUGAGGACCAGGAGCACCGUUUGCAGCGGGAAUUGACUUGCUAAAGACAAUUACAGGAGCCAGCGAGAUGUGCGAGAGUUAUUCCCGUUCGCUGCUGCGGAUUUCGGUGGCGCAGAUCUGCCAGGCGCUGGGCUGGGAUGCGAUUCAGCUCACAGCUUGCGACUUGCUCUCAGAUGUCCUGCACCGAUACAUACAACAGUUGGCCAGAGGCUGCCAUCGCUACUCGGAGCUCUAUGGGCGGACCGACCCGAUUCUGGACGACGUGGGCCAGGCCUUCAGGCUGCUGGGGGUCAACCUGAACGAGCUGGAGGACUACAUCCACAACCUGGAGCCCGUGGCGUUCGCCCACCAGACCCCCCUCUUCCCCGUCAGCAAGAACAACGUGCUGCAGUUCCCCCAGCCCGGUGGGCGGGACGCCGAGGAGAGGAAGGAGUACAUUCCGGAACACAUGCCCCCGCUGGUGUCCUUACAGGAAGAGGAGGAAGAGGAGCAGGUGCUUCCUGACAUGGGGACGUCGGCCGAGGCCAUGCAGGUCCCUCUGGAUGAGGAGGAGGAGGACAUGGACGAAGACGAAGCCGUCAACGAUGAGAACUACCUGGGCAAGAGACACCUGGACAGCCCGGACUCCAUGGACAUGAUGCCCGUCCUGAAGAGGCCCCGCCUCCCCGGCUUCAAGUCGGCGGACAGCCCGGAGUGGGGGGUGGAGCCCCGGGAGCCGCUGAGCUCCCUGAACCCGCAGCGCACCCCGGGCAUGCUGUCCUCGCUCCACUCCCACGACAGCUCCGGCUCCCUGACCCUCUCCCCCGAGCCGCCUGGGCACGCCCCCUCCGCCAGGGCCACGCCCCCGGCCGUGCCCAGGUCGGCGGACUCCAAGCCCCUCCCCACGCCGAGCCGGAAGUCCAAGAUCACCUCCCCCGGCAGGCCCAGGACGAAGUCCCCCAAGAGGGCCAACGCGGGCCCCGCUUCCGGCAGCCCCAUACGCUCGCCCAAAGCAGCGCAGAAAGAGAGGAAGAAGUCCCCAGGCCGAACCCGCAGCCCCAAGAGCCCAAAGAGUCCCAAGAUGGGCCCCGGCAAAGCAGGCCACCCGCCGAGCAAGGCGGAAGCCCCGCCGAAGGCGACCCUGGCCGCGCUGAGCGAGAAGAUGGGCAAGGAGAACCUCCACCUGAGGCAGAGCCCGGCCGCGGUGGCCGAAGUCAAGAAACAGCAGCUGGCGGAGGAGCAGCUGAGGAAGCUGGACCUCCCCGACAACACCAUCGACGACUCCAUCGACGCGGUGAUCGCCCGGGCGUGCGCCGAGCGCGAGCCCGACCCCUUCGCCUUCUCCUCGGGGUCCGAGUCCGAGAGCGACGUCUUCUCCAGCCCGCGGAGGCUCACCAUCUCGGAGCCGACGACGCCGAAGCUCACGAUCAGCGCCAACAGCUUCGGCAAGGACACCUCCACGCCUCUCCCCAUGAACGCCGUCGGCGCGUUGGGCCCCAGCAACUCGUGGACGAUGGACGACUCCAUCAACGAGGUCAUACGCAAGGUCAACCAGGGAGGCCCGUCGGGGACACCCCCCAACACCACCUACCUGUCGUCCCCGUCCGCCUCCCCCCCGACCCCUGAGCCGCUCCUCAAGGUGUACGAGGAGAAGAACAAGCUGGCGGCGUCGGCCGACGUCAAGAAGAAGCUGAAGAAGGAGCUCAGGACGAAGAUGAAGAAGCGGGAGAAGGAGAAGCAGAAAGAGAAGGAGAAGGACCGGGACAAGGGGAAGAGCAAGGAGAAGAACCGAGACAAAAGCCGGGACAAGGACAGGGAGUUCUUCAAGGAGGCCAAGCUCCCCUGGAAGGACUUCUCCGCCAAAGACGACGACCAGCGGGACCUCUUCAAGCCCCGGGACGCCGACGAGCCGGCGGCGCCUAAGGUGAAGUCUCGAGACGGCGGCGGCUCCAGGAAGGAGAAGGACAAGCACAAGGACAAGAAGAAAGAUAAAGAGAAGAGCAAGAAGGACAAGGAGAAGAGGGACAAGGGCAAAGACAAAGGCAAGGAGGAGAGGCAGAAGGGGUCCUCGGCCGGCCUCGCCCUCAGCCUGAAGGAGCCCCCGCUGUCGCUCUUCAGCCCCGCCGCCUGCCUCCGCCUCCCCUCCAUGCUGCCCCCGCUGCCCCCCAUCCUCCCGGACAAGGACAAGACCAAGGAGAAGGACAAGAAGAAGGACAAGAAGGAGAAGAAGAAGAAGAAGGACAAGGAGAAGGAGAAGGAAAAGGAGCGCGAGAAGGAGAAGGCGAAAGAGAAGGAAAGGGAAAAGGAGGAGAAGAAGAAAGAGAAAGAGAAGGAAAAGAGGGAGAAAGAGAAGGAGAAGGAGAAAGAAAAGCACAAGUUGGAAAAGGUGAAGGUGGAGCCCCCCGUGGUCCUCCCGUCUCCGGUCAUCCCCAGACUGACCCUCAGAGUGGGCGCCGGCCAGGACAAGAUCGUCAUCAGCAAGGUCGUUCCCACCCCCGAGCCCAAAACCCCGUCGACGCCCAAGACCCCCGCCGCCAAAUCUGGACCUGCCGGCCGGGCCCGGACCCCUCCCCCCGCCCCCAUCCUCACCCCGGUGGCGCCCCCGGCGGCGCCCACCCCCCUGCACCCGCCUCCCAUGGCGCCCCCGGCGGCCUCCCCCGCCCCGGGCCCGCCCCCGCCCCCCACCCUGGCAGCGGGGGGGUCCUCCAAGACGCCCGUGCGCAGCGUGGUGACAGAGACCGUCAGUACCUACGUGAUCCGAGACGAAUGGGGUAACCAAAUUUGGAUCUGUCCUGGGUGCAACAAAGCGGACGACGGGAGUCCGAUGAUCGGAUGCGACGACUGUGAUGACUGGUACCACUGGCCCUGUGUCGGUCUCGUCGCCGCCCCCCCGGAGGACGUCCAGUGGUUCUGCGUGAAGUGCGCCGGCAAGAAAAAGGACAAAAAACACAAGAAACGGAAACACAAAGUGCACUGAGACCAGGCCCCGGAAACAGACCCCGCCCCUGCCCCCCCACCCCCACCCCCAGCACACAGACGCCGCCCACCCCUCGCCCCCCGCCCACGCUUUUGAGCGUCGUCACAGCAACGGUUCUCCGUGGUGCCGCACGGGACGCCACCGCCUUGUGCCUGUCACGUGACCGCCCCUCCGAGGUCGCGCCUCCGCGUUGUUGGGCUCACCUCCACGUUGGGCGCCGGGUCUUUCGCCGGCUCUCCGCACCCCGCGUUGGGAACGGGACCCGCGCGCCUCUUCUUCGCCACGGCGUCGGCGGCUACCCCGGCCGCCACCGAAACGGUCUCAGUUUGGAAACCCUACGCCCUCUCACCCAGGACCCAGAUGUGUGGAGCUCAGCCCUUCAGACUGGCCAGCUAGCUAUACCCCCUCCCCUUCCCCCUCCCCCUCCCCCACCCCACCGUCAUUAGCCUACUGUUAUGUUUGUAUUAUUACGACUAUUUUUUUAUCGAGAAGACACGACGAUCCGUGAACUAAUACAUGCGAAACGACACUGAAAGUCAGACUGAUCUCAGAUGCUUUCCUGUAAUGUCAAAAUGGUUUUUUUUUCCCCCCCCACAGCUUGCCAUAAAACGUGUAUAUACAAAUGACUUCGUUUGUGUAUAUAAGUGUACAUACGAUCCCACAAACCAAGUGCUUUCUGUUAUGAGUUUGACUUUUUUUGUUCCUUUUCUCCUGAUUAAUUUUUAACUUGAACAGUUUUCUGUAAUUAUUGUAUAUUUUUUAAAAUGACAGUUUGUAUUUCGUUUUUUUCUUCAUAUCAAUUGCACCAAUCUUACUGUAGUUGUGCUUGUUGUAAUAUAUUUUAUUUGCUUGAUAUUGCUCUAUUAAAGGUUUCCUGCUUCUUCAAAUAUGCUUUCAGACUGCUUGUAAAUCUCUCUGUAGAAAAGCUAAAAAAAAAAAAAGAAAAAGAAAAAAAAACUUCUGUACCAAAAUAUGCCAUUUUAAUUUUCCUGUCCCAAGUUAAUUAUGAUUGUAAGUGAAUUUUCAUUUUCAGUGAAUGCAAUUAAAUUGCCAUGGUUUUUCGAU
Messenger RNA from Anguilla rostrata (American eel), 4162 nucleotides. RefSeq names its product TAF3 RNA polymerase II, TATA box binding protein (TBP)-associated facto (gene taf3). The record is from RefSeq and is a predicted model, not a curated record. Gene Ontology annotation, biological process: positive regulation of transcription by RNA polymerase II. The transcript has 7 exons. NCBI's taxonomy places the organism in Eukaryota, Metazoa, Chordata, Actinopteri, Anguilliformes, Anguillidae. Gene Ontology annotation, cellular component: transcription factor TFIID complex. The coding region runs from base 209 to 3097 and encodes 962 amino acids. Gene Ontology annotation, molecular function: transcription factor binding; protein heterodimerization activity; p53 binding.